AUGGGCGUCCUGGAAUAUGUCCUGUUCGGAGUUCUGGUCCUGGCAAACUUUUGUCUGGGUAUUUGGUUCUCCUUACGGAAACAUGGGCGAUACGCUGGUUCGACUUCCACAGUGGUGGAAGUGUUUCUCGGAAGCCGGACACUUAGGAUGCUUCCUCUGGCAGCUUCAACUGUGGCAUCAAUCGUCUCGUCAACGGGGCUUAUCGCCUUGCCUGCCCACUAUUACGUGUAUGGCUGGCACCUCAUUUGGUGGUCGACAUUGCCGCUACUUCUUUUCCCGUUGGCUACGCACGUGUUUGUACCUGUGCUCUACGGCCUCGGUGUGACCUCGAUGUUUGAGUACAUACGUCUGCGCUUCAACAGCUCCAUAUCUAUCACAGCGUGUGUGAUUUACAUUUUUUUAACGCAAAGUAUCGGAGCUAUUUCUAUUUUCGCAGCAUCAUUGGCCAUUGAAAGAGUGUUCCAUGCACCUCUCCUCUGGUGCAACAUUGCAAUUGGACUGUCAGGAACUAUUUAUACAGCAAUGGUAGAGGCCAAGGAUGCGCAGGGUGGGAGUGAUGGUGGGGAUAGGGGAUCCUUGUAA
This is a messenger RNA of Dermacentor andersoni, 582 nucleotides long. NCBI's taxonomy places the organism in Eukaryota, Metazoa, Arthropoda, Arachnida, Ixodida, Ixodidae. The record is from RefSeq and is a predicted model, not a curated record.